AUGAGUGGGGGAGGCGAAAAGGACGAGGAGAAAAAUAAGGAGGAAGAAAUUUUCAAGCUAAGAAAACUGGCUGCGAUUUUCAAAAGUGAAUGUAAAAAGUUGAAGGAGGAAAAUGACGCACUCAAGAGGGGAAAGAAGGUUUCAAGGGAAACGGAAGAAAGCAGCACCCCCGGUGUGUCGGAGCAGAUGAAGAACGAGUAUGCCAAGCGUCUGACUGUAGAGAACAGCUACAAAAAGUUGAAGAACUUCACACUCAUGUUGGAGGAAAAAAUGGCUCAAGUGAAAAGUGAUAGCAAAAAAAAGUACGCAGAAAUGGAAGAAAGAUUGAAAAGCUAUCAAAACGAUUUGUCUGUAUCCAAGGGUGAAAGUGAACAGUUAAGGAAAGUCAUGGAAGAAAAAGAUACAAGGAUAGAAAAACUAGUAAACAAGAUGGACCAAUUUAUAUCCUACCUAAAGGAAAACAAAGGCAUGACAGACAUGGCGGAGAGUAGUAUAAACCAAGCUGUAGAAUACAAAAUACAAAUAAAAAAGUUGAAGGAAUAUAUUGAGGGGAUAAAGAAAACGGAGGAAAUCACAACUAAGGAGAGACAACAGUACAGAAGCAUGAUGAUGCUCUGCUCCCAGUAUAAACAAAAAUGUAAACAACUGCCCCUUCUAGAAAAUAAAGUAGAAAUAUUAGAAGGAAAAAUUAAAGAGUUAGAGAUAUUCAAAAGUAGAGAUAAAGAAAAAAUGAAAAAUAUCUCCGAGUUAAAAAAAAGUUUAAUAAAUGAACAGGUCGAAAAAGAAAAACUGAAUGAACAACUUUCCGAAUGGAUAAAUUUUGCUAAAUUAUAUAUAGAUAAAAAUGCUAUCGAUGUAGAAAGUUUGAAGAGAUCCAUGCAACAGAUUCAUGAAAAAUACACCCAUGUGAAUUUCACCAAAACGGAUUUAGAACUCCAGUAUAGAAAGCUAGCUUCUGAAAUGGAAAUGGUAAAACAAAUUUUGGAAGAUAAAAAGUUAGAAGUUAAAAUCAUUACCAAUAAGAAUAGGCACCUUGAGAAGAUGUACGAAUUUGCCAAACGAGACUACAUGAAGGAAUCGUCCACUGCACCGUCAAAAGAAAACAAUACAAUUGAAGAUGCCCAGAAGGAAAACACUAUUUUGGAAAAAUCACUGACGGAGUACAAAGCCAAGUACGAUUUUCUCCUGUCUGACAACGAGCAGAAGGAGAAACUCAUAGAGGAGCUUACCGAAAGGGUGAAGAAAUAUCAAGCCGAUUUUGAGCAUACGUGUCUGAAGCACAAAAACGCAGAGACCGUAUCAGACGAGUUGCAACUUUACCAGAAGGAAAUUCUAAUUCUCAAGGAAGAGAUACAAAACUAUAAGAACAGGAUAAUAACAUUAGAAGGAGAUAUAAUUCAUCUGAAGGAUGAGUGGGCUGACGAUAAGCAAAAGUACGAAACAAUGGUAAACGAUUUAAGAGAGGCUGUUCGAAAAUCCCAAUUUGAGUGUAAAAUCAGUGGCUCUGCAGGGAGAUCGUCCAAAGAGGGAGGAACUCCCCCUGAGAUAGAGAAGCAACAGAAGGAAGAGGACAAGGAUGCACAUAACACGCUGAACGCGCUGUACAACCACCUGGAGAAUCUGUCGUCUGUGGACGAAAUUGAGUUAAUAACCCUACGAAAUGAAAACUUGUACCUAAAGUCUAAGAUUGAGGUAGUAAAAAUAUUUUACGCAAACCAGAUUAAGAGCUAUAGGGAAGCCUUCCUGUACAUCUUAGGAUGGGAUAUUCAAAUAGAGCAGAAUGACCAGGAUAUCUUCUUCAUUCUCACCUCUUUAUUUUCGACCCACGAUGGGAAAUUCAUUUUUAUAAAAAGCAACGGGGCUAAGGAGAAGCGCUCAUUGGACUCGCAGACAGACGAGGAGAGGAACGCUAAGCGUGUGAAGCGACAGGGGGAGGCAACAUCCUCCCCUGAAGGGAUUGCCCCUGUGGAAAAUACCCGAUCAUCAAACGGAAAUAAAGGCACACCAAAUGAUGACACUGCUCCCUGCGAAGAGCUAACUAGGGAGCCAGAUGAAAUGACUGGGUCCAUCACCCUGGACGUGUCCAAGGCCAACUUUGAAAACACGAACAUGACACUCUCUUCCAUCGUGAAAGGCUGCAAAUACAAUUUGCUUUUGCACGGUCAUUACGGUGUGAAGUGGAACGACAAUGAGGAUUGGAAGAACCAUAUCAACAAAAUUAACACCUACCCUGUCCUCCUCUCCAUGUCCUGUAUAGAGGAGUUCAACAACAUCAAGGCGCAGUACAACAAUAGCAUGGGCAAGAACUCCCAGGGGAUGCUCUUCAAGCUAUAG
Molecule: messenger RNA, 2334 nt
Organism: Plasmodium knowlesi strain H
Lineage: Eukaryota; Apicomplexa; Aconoidasida; Haemosporida; Plasmodiidae
Product: conserved Plasmodium protein, unknown function
Exons: 1
Coding region: 1-2334 (777 amino acids)
Source: RefSeq, a predicted model, not a curated record